Molecule: messenger RNA, 5091 nt
Organism: Engraulis encrasicolus (European anchovy)
Lineage: Eukaryota; Metazoa; Chordata; Actinopteri; Clupeiformes; Engraulidae
Gene: dpp9
Product: dipeptidyl-peptidase 9
Exons: 21
Coding region: 419-3079 (886 amino acids)
Biological process (GO): proteolysis
Molecular function (GO): serine-type peptidase activity; dipeptidyl-peptidase activity
Source: RefSeq, a predicted model, not a curated record
UCGGAAGUUUUUUUGGUCUGUUGUUUCAGACAGGUGUUUUGAGAGUAGAAGGGGUAAACAAUAGCUAUUUCUAGAGCUAGCGAGCCAACGGCUGAUCAUUUAAAGCCACUGACCAGCCGAAUGUUUGUUUGUACGUCAAACAUAAAGGAGAUAUGUAAUACCUAUGGUUCAUAAUUUUGCUACUGCUGCUUCUACGUUGAUUUGUCAUUUCUUCCGGAUCAAAGGUUACAAGGAUUUCCGUGGCUUUUGCUUGGAUCAUUUGACUGGCUUGUCUACUGUGUUCCAGGCCAUGGACAUAGUUUUAACUGGGUGAAAUAAUAGUUUUGUUUUACAGUAGUAACGGUUUACAAAACUGACAACGAAGACAAUCUAAGGUUGUAACUGUUGCCAGACCUGGUUGAGGCUCGUUGGCCGGUUGAUGCAUAGAGUAAAGAGGGUGAAACUUGACGAAGAAGAAGACGAAACAGAAGGUCGUUGGAAAAGCUUUGCAGCGGUCAGGAUGAGCGGGGCGGACGAGCUGUCAGACAGUACGGAGGUGGUGGAGAUGGAGGACGUGCCUUCCCAGUUCGUGGUGGAGAAGCACAGCUGGAACGGCCUGCGAGAGAUCAUCCACAACAGCCGCAAGUACUCGGGCGUCAUCAUCAACAAGGCUCCGCACGACUUCCAGUUCGUGCUGCGGAACGAUGAGUCGGUACCCCACUCGCACCGCAUGUACUACCUCGGUAUGCCCUAUGGAAGCAGGGAAAACUCGUUACUAUACUCAGAAAUUCCAAAGCAGAUUAGAAAAAAUGCUCUGCUGGUGCUGUCUUGGAAGCAGAUGCUUGAUCACUUUCAGGCCACUCCGCACCAGGGCGUGUACUCUCGUGAGGAGGAGCUGCUGCGCGAGAGGAAGAGGCUGGGGGUGUUCGGCAUCACCUCCUACGACUACCACCCCAAGAGCGGCCUCUUCCUCUUCCAGGCCAACAACAGCCUCUUCUACUGCAGAGACGGCGGACACAACGGCUUCAUUGGUUCCCCAAUGAAACCGGCAGAGAUCAAGACUCAGUGCUCAGGGACCCGCAUGGACCCCAAGAUCUGCCCCGGGGAGCCCACCUUCAUUGCCUUCAUUAGCAACAGUGACGUCUGGGUGGCCAACAUCGAGAGCGGAGAGGAGCAGAGGCUCACCUUCUGCCACAAAGGGCUGAAUAAUGUUAAAGAGGACCCAAAGUCUGCUGGCGUGGCCACAUUUGUGAUCCAGGAGGAGUUUGACCGGUUCACAGGUUACUGGUGGUCUCCCUUGGCCGCAGAAGAUGCAGAUGGAGGGAAGACUCUUCAGCUCCUGUAUGAGGAGGUGGAUGAGUCUGAUGUGGAGGUCAUCCACGUCCCCUCCCCCGCCCUCGAGGAGCGCAAGGCUGAUGUUUACAGAUACCCACGCACAGGCAGCAAGAACCCUGUCAUCACCCUCAAGAUAGCUGAAAUCAGAGUAGAUCAUCUAGGCCGAAUUGUGAGCACCCAUGAGAAGGAGUUGAUCCAACCCUUCAAUGUGCUCUUCCCUGGUGUCGAGUACAUCGCCCGUGCCGGCUGGACCAAAGACGGACGAUAUGCGUGGGCCGUGUUCCUGGACCGUAGUCAGCAGCACCUGCAGAUGGUGCUGUUGCCCCCUAAGCUCUUCAUCUACACCAGUGAUAAGCCGUGGCAGUGGCAGGAGCGGGCAGAGGAGGUGCCCGAGGGGGUGCACCCCUACAUCGUCUACGAGGAGACCACCGACAUCUGGAUCAAUGUCCAUGAUAUCUUUUACCCUUUCGUGCAAACGAAUGAUGACGAGUUUACGUUCCUGUGGGUGAAUGAAUCCAAGACGGGCUUCUGCCACCUCUACAAGAUCACCAGCCAACUGCAGCACGGCUCCUACAAGUGGGCAGACUACACGCACUCGGACGAUGACUUCAAGUGCACAGUGAAGGAGGAGGUGGCUCUGACCAGUGGAGAGUGGGAGGUUCUGGCUCGACAUGGCUCAAAGAUUUGGGUGGAUGAGGGGAAUAAGCUGGUGUAUUUCCAGGGCACCAUGGAUACGCCCCUGGAGCACCACCUGUACGUGGUGAGCUACGACUCCCCAGGGGAGAUCGUCAGACUCACCAAGCCUGGCUUCUCACAUAGCUGCUCCGUCAGUCUGACCUUUGACAUGUUCGUGAGCCACUACAGUAACGUGAGCACGCCUCCAUGUGUGCACGUGUACAAGCUGAAUGGCCCGGAGAACGACCCCAUACACAAGGAGCCAGAGUUCUGGGCCAGCAUGAUGGAGGCCUCCAGUUGCCCAGCAGAUUAUGUUGCGCCAGAGAUUUUUAACUUCCCUGCCAAGUCAGGCUUUGACCUGUACGGAAUGCUGUACAAGCCACACAACCUGGUUCCCGGCAGGAAGCACCCCACCAUCCUGUUCGUCUAUGGAGGACCUCAGGUGCAGUUAGUAAAUAACUCGUAUAAAGGUGUGAAGUACCUGCGUCUGAACACCCUGGCGUCUCUAGGCUAUGCGGUGGUGGUCAUCGACGGCCGGGGGUCGUGUCAACGGGGCCUCAAGUUCGAGGGUGCGCUCAAGAACAAGAUGGGCCAAGUGGAGAUAGAGGACCAGGUGGAGGGUCUGGAGUAUGUGGCGGAGAAGUACAAGUUCAUAGAUAUGAGCCGCGUGGCCAUCCACGGCUGGUCUUACGGAGGAUUCCUAUCACUCAUGGGACUCAUACACAGACCCAACGUCUUCAAGGUGGCGAUAGCGGGCGCUCCGGUGACUGUGUGGAUGGCGUAUGACACGGGCUACACGGAGCGCUACAUGGACGUACCAGAGAACAAUCAGCAGGGCUACGAGGCCGGCUCCGUCGCCCUGCACGUCGACAAACUGCCUAACGAGCCAAACCGGUUGCUCAUCCUUCAUGGGUUCCUUGAUGAGAAUGUGCACUUUUUCCACACCAAUUUCCUGGUGUCCCAACUCAUCCGUGCCGGAAAGCCAUAUCAGCUUCAGAUCUACCCUAACGAGAGGCACAGUAUCCGCUGUCCUGAGUCGGGGGAGCACUAUGAGAUCAUGCUGCUCCACUUCCUGCAGCAGCAUCUCUGAUGACCUCCACCCCACCCAUCCACCUGCCCACCGCCGACGCCGCUGGUUCCGCCGUGACCUGCCGGGUCUGGGCUGGACUAGACCGGACUGGCUCAGGCCCUACUGGUCUCUGCUGGUCUUUUAUUGGUCUCCUCUUGGUGCCGACCGCCAGUUACGGACCCUGCUCUUCUCUGCUCUGCUCUGCUCUGCUCCCCUCUGCUCUGCUGGUUUUGGGACAGAACCUUUCUGACUCCCCGUGUCCCAUCCCUGCCCUCCCCUCCCCCUGGUCCCUGCUUCCCUUUCCAAGCUCCCAUCUUCACUUCACUUCACACACACACACACACACACACACACACACACACACACACACACACACACACACACACACACACACACACAGACUCACACACACACCCUGCCUGAAUCAUCUCAGAGCUCCAAACUAGCUUAAAAGUCCCACCUUUGCUGCCCUUAUCCCGCUCCUUCUUCCCCCAAUAUGUCUUAUUUACUCCUCUGGCUUCGCAAAAAAGAACUCUGACCUCCCUCCAUCCACCAAGUGACAAACCAGCGUCAUAUCCACCCUUCGAUUCACAGCCACAAUCUCUGACUCGCUCCUACCAAAUCAACCGCCAACCCUACACCCCCCAUAUCCACCCCUAUUGCCUAUAUUUGGCCUUGGGAACACCUCUCUGAAGGAGAGGAGCGGAGGGCAGAGAUGGGAGGUGGGCGUGGGGCGGUGUGAGGCAAGAGGUCUGAUACAAGUCGACACAUAAGGUUGAAAUAGCAGCAUACCGCUUUAUCUGUUAUCUGUUUAUCAGCGGCUGCGAUGGCCUUUUGACAUCCUACCCAGUCCCAUCCCCAUCCCCAUCCUCAAAGUAUGGCUGUACCAUGUUCCCCUCCCCCACUCCCAAAGGUGCCCCCCUCUCCAUCCCUAAGGGUGCCUUUUUGCUCCCAUCCUUGUUUCUGUGCCCCAUCCUCAAUGAUGCCCCCGCCCUGCCCCAUAUCAUCUCCAACAGAUGGUUCCCUGUUCCUCUUUGACCCCCACCCCACCCCACCCUCCAGAGGGAUGCUGGCUGCAGUGUCACCCAUGAGGACAGCUUGAAGGUGCCUGGUAGGGAAGGAAGACGAUGACAUGGAGAAACGUGACAAGAAGAAAUAAACUUUUUAAAAGAAGACAAAGAAGAAGAAAAAAAAGAAUUAAUGGACGUGUGCACACAAGUGGAGCAGGAGCCCGUUUAGCUUUCUAGCCUCUCUCGACAUAUUGCAUUUGAAUCUUUUUUCUUUUUUUGGGGGGGUUUUGUCGUGCCACAUCUAGUCUGUUUUUCUCUGUUGUCUGUCCUUCUCUCCUCUCUUCUCUUCUGUGGGGACGCAGAUGAAUUUGCCAAACAUGAUUUUGAAUUUGUUUUGUUUUCUUUGAUGUUUUCCCUCAGUGGCUUACAGCAGCACACAGUCGAACACGAGACGACAAAACGUCUCCACGUAUCCCAUGUACACACACAAUAUCAUACACACCCACAUGUCAUGUGCACACAUGGACUCACGCACACACCCAUUGCUCACACAAUGCACUCUCUCCCUCUCUGUCUGACACAAACACACACACACACAUGAAAAAACACACACAGUUGCUUUUAUCUCCCAGAGAUUGGCCGUGUAGUCAUACUCGUCCACCAUUGGCUGGCCGUGAAGCCAUACUUGUCCACCAUUGGCUGGCCGUGAUGCCAUGCUCGUCCAUCAUUGGCUGUAUGGCAGGUCAUGUGGAGUUCAGCUUUCGUGCAACCAGGAUGGACAUGGAGUCCUUUUAUCUAUGUAUGUCUUUCUCUUUCUCUCUUUUUCUCUCUCUUUCCCUCUCUCUCUCUCAGCCAAUCUCUUUGGCACUUGCUCGAAGACACCCCCUUUUCCUUCCACUACUACCUGCAAUCCGUAUUUUAAGUGUGUAUUAUUAAAAAGAAAAUAUUUUUAUGAAUUCUUAUUCUUUUAUAAUGAGUAAAAUGUAGCGACUCAUUAAAGGACUGCAAACUCUUGCUGACGAA